CACUGACUCCACUGACACUGACACCGCGACGGCGACGACGGCGACGACGAGCGUGAAAAAGAUGGCGGCGCUCAUCAGGCAUGGCUCGUUCGCCAACGCUUUUAGAAGUACCUCGGCUAUACUCGUCGUUAACACGGCGACCGCGCGUCGCGAUAUCGCCCGGCACAAGAAGAGCAAGGCCGUCAAACCGGUGGUGAGGGCGAGGAUAGAUUCGGCCGGAGAAUCCUUGGCCGCUCGCGGAUUUUUGAGGUCGCAGAAAGCUUAUGAACCCCCCAAAGAUGUGGUUGAGAGAAUUGAUAAAAUCUGCGAGAGUCAAGCCAUCUCCACGCACGAUGACACGAAACUAGAAGACCCUGUUCUUCGUUUCAAACUAUUUGUCGCCUGUGAGGGGGAAUUUAAGCAUUCCAUCCCGAAUUCGUUGCUUCAUACCAUCGAUAAUAUCGAUGACUUGAAACAGUUUUAUACGACAUCGGUGGACACUAAGACCCCCUACGAAGCGUUAAGUAGGAUAGAUUUGCCCAAGAACUUGCACGUUCAACAGGAGUAUCAUCGAUUUCAUCCAGAUACCGAUACAUUAUUUAACGGCAAAACGGCCUUCCCGAAAAGUUCUACCCUUGUGACCAGUAUCAAGUAUAAAAAGAAAUAUCCUGGGCAUAAGCAAGACAAUCCAUGGUUGGACGAGCAGAUGAAGAUAUAAAUAAUCUAUUGUCAGAUAAUUAUAAUCGCGACAAAAGUGUUGUUAGACAAUAAAUUUGUUAAACAACGCA
This is a messenger RNA of Formica exsecta, 767 nucleotides long. RefSeq names its product 39S ribosomal protein L50, mitochondrial (gene mRpL50). Lineage: Eukaryota; Metazoa; Arthropoda; Insecta; Hymenoptera; Formicidae. Bases 62 to 697 code for a protein of 211 amino acids. The record is from RefSeq and is a predicted model, not a curated record. The transcript is spliced from 5 exons. Gene Ontology annotation, cellular component: mitochondrion; mitochondrial large ribosomal subunit.